Molecule: messenger RNA, 6278 nt
Organism: Falco peregrinus (peregrine falcon)
Lineage: Eukaryota; Metazoa; Chordata; Aves; Falconiformes; Falconidae
Gene: PDXK
Product: pyridoxal kinase
Exons: 11
Coding region: 183-1127 (314 amino acids)
Biological process (GO): pyridoxal 5'-phosphate salvage
Cellular component (GO): cytosol
Molecular function (GO): pyridoxal kinase activity
Source: RefSeq, a predicted model, not a curated record
GGCCAUUAGGAGCCCGCGCCGAUCGCCUGGCGGUCCCGGGGCGGCGGUGGGCCUGUGGGCGGGGGGGGUGUGUGUGACAGGAGGGGAGGGCGAGCGCGUGACGCCCUCCGCGCCCCGCCCCCCCGCUCCUGCUCCCGGCGCCGCCACCUCGGCCCGGCCCGGCGCGGGCGGGCGGCGCAGCCAUGGAGCCGGAGCGCGAGUGCCGGGUGCUCUCCAUCCAGAGCCACGUCGUCCGCGGCUACGUGGGCAACAAGGCGGCCACCUUCCCCCUGCAGGUUUUGGGAUUUGAAGUUGAUACAGUGAACUCUGUCCAGUUUUCAAACCACACAGGUUAUGCCCACUGGAAGGGUCAGGUGUUAAAUUCAGAUGAACUUCAUGAGCUCUAUGAAGGACUUAAGCUGAACAAGGUCAACCGGUAUGAUUAUGUACUCACAGGAUAUACAAGAGACACAUCGUUUCUUGCAAUGGUGGUGGAUAUUGUCCAGGAGUUAAAGCAACAGAAUUCUAACCUAGUAUAUGUAUGCGAUCCAGUAAUGGGUGACAAAUGGAAUGGAGAAGGCUCUAUGUAUGUGCCCAAGGAUCUCCUCCCAGUCUACAGGGACAAAGUUGUACCUGUUGCUGACAUAAUUACUCCUAACCAGUUUGAAGCUGAGUUACUCACGGGCAGGAAGAUUCACACAGAAAAAGAAGCUUUAGAGGUAAUGGAUAUGCUCCAUGCCAUGGGACCAGAAACUGUUGUGAUCACAAGCUCAGAUCUACAGGCACCUCUAGGAAAUGACUACCUAAUUGCUCUGGGAAGCCACAGAAAAACUAAAGCAGAUGGUACCAAGAUGACACAAAGGAUUCGAGUGGAGUCUCCUAAAGUGGAUGCUGUUUUUGUUGGAACAGGAGACUUGUUUGCUGCUAUGCUUUUGGCAUGGACGCAUAAGCAUCCAAACAAUUUGAAGGUGGCAUGUGAAAAGACUGUGUCAGCCAUGCAACAUGUUCUGCAAAGGACCAUUAAGAGUGCGAAAGCCCAAGCUGGAGAAGGAAACAAACCAAACUCAGCCCAGCUGGAACUGAGAAUGGUCCAAAGCAAAAAGGACAUAGAAAACCCAGACAUCAUAGUGAAAGCCACCGUGUUAUAAAGGCUGUACGUCUCCAAUAACGCACAAUGUAUUGAUGUCCUCAUUUCUUUCCUGUAAAUUGUAAUAUUUGCCUUAGAUCUGUGACAGAAACCUGACUUUCAUGAAAUAGUGCCCAGCAUAGGCAGAUAUCCACUCUCAAACAUAUGUGCUGGCCUUGCUCAGUUUUAAAAACAAAAAACAGUUAGUGUGCAUAGAAGCGUAUUACCAGGUAUCAAAACGGCUGUCAAAUUUACUUGUCUGUGCAAUUACCCAGGGCAAGAGAGUACAAUGUUCCUGCCUUGCCAAAGACUUUCUAUGUGAAUUUGCUAAUGGAAUGCUUGACUGACUGGAAAAUAUAUUUCAGGAUGGCAUUUAGUGCCAAUGGAGCUGGCUCCAUGCUCCCUCUUCCUGGAGGUACCUGGUUACCUACUCUGGUAUUCAGUAUCUCAGCUGCUAUGAAACUAAGCAGGGUUAAAACUACACACAAAGUUUUGGUUGUGUGUAGGAGUACUUUGAAGACGUUUGGCAUUUAAGUACUCUGAAGUGACCUUGAGGUGUUGUUCAUGUUGCUGAUAACUGCUCCUGUUUCUUGUCUAUGAACAGCUGCACAGUUUCAGCUUUUGCAGGUACUGGCUGUUUAUUUCUAAUGUCUGUGGGUGCCCACAUGAUUUUCUUCCAAAAGCUGCUCCAGAAACAUCUUCAUUAAUAAGACAGUAUCUUUAUUCAGUAGCACUAAUUAGAAGUUUGUAGUUCUACCUCUGAGGCCAGGUUUGAUUCUUUGUUUAGUUUUUAACUAAGGACAAACAUUCUGUAAGGACAAAAGAGAAAGCUGCUCUUGCCCUGAAAGCUGGCUACCCUAGUUCAUUCUUCAUGGGUCUAUGUAUUCACAGACUACGUAGUGCACUUCCAUUUAACAAUAGCGAGCACUAUUGACAGGCUUAUCAAUGAAGCAAUGUGGCAAAAGUAAUACUUUUCGUUCAGUAAAGUUUAGCAAGUUACAUACGUUUACCAGAUGUAGUGAAACACACAAAAUUAAUUUGUUCAUAAUGUAAGUUUCUGCAGCCUAUGCUGGUUAAAGAUGGCGGAAAUGCAUUAUUAUUAUUAUUAAUGCAUCUUUAUUUCAAAAUUCUGCUUCAUAAGGUUUCAAAAUGGGAUAAUUUUGGCUUCCUAAAUAUCAUAGCACAUAGUGUACCUGUAGGGCAGAUAUGCUGACAGGCACGCACUAUCCACUUGUACUUCCGUAUGAUUUCUGUAUGGAAUGAGGUUUUUGCUUCUCCCAAGAUAAGGUCUAGUGUGUUACUAAAUCCAAACUCAGUAAAUGAGCUUUGUCUUAGAAGGCGUAGGGAGAUUAAAAUUGCAUUUCUGCUUGCAGUGACAUGAAGCAAAUUUGCAUUAGAGGAAAGGGCUGAGUUUUUCUUGGUUACCUGAGCAUGUUCAGGAAACUCACUCUUGGGUAUCUCCCAGAUGCCUUUCCUGCAUCUGCCUCAUCACACCUGCCUAACUGAUAAGGUCACUUGCUUAACUUGGGAGUGUCCGGAAGAGGUGGUUUGGAGAUUGUUUUGGCCACUGAAGUUUUCACUUAUGCCACCGUUUUUGUGGAUUUUCUGCCGUUGUAAAAGUUAAUUGUUUUCACCUAGUAGAACAGUAAUUUAUCCUUAAAGUGGAUUUUUAGCUGAAUAGAUUUUUUUCAUAGAGUAAGAUUUCUUAAUUAAGACGUUUCUGAAAUUCCUCGUUUUCAGUAUCUCUGAAUGAAAUUCAGAACGAAAUGAAAUUUAAGGGAUGAAAAUGUUUUGCAGUUAAGUGUAAGAGGCAAACUUCAGGUUUUCACUUUCAACAACUAAUAAUAAUUUUUAUUCCCUCUCAUGCACUUGGCAUUAAAAAUGAAAAAAUAUUUUCAUACAAAUUGAGAAUAAGGGGGGAAAAAACCAACAGAAAUUACCUACAAAAUGUGAAACUACUGCCACAGUUUUUAGUAACCACUGCCAUGAAAUAACUUUCUAGCAAUAAUAAUUUUGGUGAUAUGAACAAUUGCUAAAAUCAGCAGUCAGUAACAGAGAAGAGCUCAAUGGAUGAUAUCCAACAUGUGGAAAGACAUGAACUAUCUUAACUGUGUGUAUAAAUAUCUGAUGGGAGGCAGUGAAGAAGGAGCCAGGCUCUUCUCAGUGGUGCCCAACGAAGGGGUAACAGGUGGUGGGCACAGACUGAAAUACAGAAAAUUCCAUUUAAACAUGAAAAAAAUAUAAUUCACUUUGAGGGUGAUCAAAUGCGGGCACAGGUUGCCCAGAGAGGUUGUGGAAUUACCUGGAGAUACUCAAAACCUGACUGAACAUGGCCCUAAGCAACCUGCUGUACUUGACCCCGCUGGUGAAGCAGGGUUGAACUAGACGACCUCCAGAUGUCCCUUCCAACCUGAACCAUUCUGUGAGGUACAAAAAAAAAAAAAAAAAAUUGCCUUUCUUUGCAGGGCUGUGUUUUUAAAUUGAUGCAAAUAUUUCUUUAUUUUUCUUCCUGAGACACAAACUUCCAGACAGGCAAGGAAAUAGCUUAGUAUUAGUAAUUUGCCCACUUUUUAAAUAAGGUGCUUUUUGCUUGGGCAGUUGUGCCAAGAAUACAAUUGCCUUUUUUAAGACAGUUGCUUCCAGCAAAGGUAUUUAAAUACUGUAGCUGGUGCUGUAUUUCAACACUGAAACGUUGAACACAAAAGGAUUUUAACUGUUUCUAGCAUUGAUUAAAGAAGCGUUGCAUGCCAUCUUCCCAACAAAACUAUGAGUUUAUUUAUCUUUUAAAAUUAGACUGUUUCACAUGGAAGUGCAUAAUCCCUACCAUCCUCUUGUGAAGAAGGGAUCAACAUACUGAACUUCCCUGCCUGUACAUAUUGUGGUCGACUUUGCAUCACUCUGCUUGACACCCUCACCCAGCUGUAUCCAGUUUUGCAGCCUCUAUGGGGCACAAACAAAAGUCUUCAGAUGGCCAAGCUUUGAGACCUCUACUGCAUCUGUCAGAUUGCAAAGGAUUAGAUGAAUCCCAGGAGCUGUUCACAUGCAUUAAAUGACACUUGAUUCCUACAGUCCCAUGGCUGUGGCACAAAAUCAUAGCUGGGUCUGGAAGUGGCUCGUGGUGCACUGUCUCCUGUAGUGUGAGGCUGUGGGUUGCCCAACACCAUCUGCACCAGCAUUAGCUUCGUUGACAGUCAUGGGGCCAAACUGAGAGUGAUAUGGUGGCCAUCCCUGCUGCAAAAUUGAGGUUCUUCAGUUUUUCACAUCAGGGGAUCAACAGGAAAGAGAUGCUCAAAACUGGCCUUUUAGGGGUUUUUUAAGCAGCAAUAAGUAUGCACUGUCAAAGCAACCCUACUUCUUGUAAGCAUGUACUACAGAAAAGCCCUUUUAGUAAGUGUGAGACAGCACAAUGGUUUUUUGCCAAUAAAAGAAAUAGACUUUCGCAAGGGAAUUGAAAGAAAGGCAAGGGCUGGUUUUCUCUGAAAUAAAGAAGCUUGAAAUUUAGGAGACUUAAAGCUACCUUGCAAACAAGGUUUUAAAACCUUGAUCUUGGUGUAAAAGAGGAAGUGAUAUGUUUGUUGGAGCAGCUUAUACCUGUCAGGUGUAAUCUCUUCCCACUGCUUCAAAGAAUGGAUCAGUUCAGUAAUUCACAUGUUCCUUAGAAUCUGUGACAUAUCCAUGUGUUUUUUUUUAAAAAAAGAGUUCAUAUUUUACAGUAGCUGGAUUCUGUAGCAAUGAGCUGCUAGCUUCUUCUGCUCAAGUCCCUGGGAGUUGCUCAUGUAGUACCUGUUUUAAAUUCCCACCGACCUGAUCUAAAUUAGGUCAGGUUUAAUGUCUUCAGUGAAGAAUUGGGCUUAAGAUCUCUGGCCAGGAACAAACAUCAGAAAUUUUCUGUAAAUAUAUUCUGUAGCUAACAUUUUGUAGUCACAACAGGCUAACAGGUAUUUUUAAAUGUCAAGGUAUACAUACUUAAUACUUGGAUGCAUUUUUAUUUGUUCACUUACACAGCGCUUUUUCAUAAUGUUUGCAGAGCAAAAUUCAAAGACUCAGCACAGUCCUGUACAAUCUUCUAUUCCCUCCUCUCCUCCUGCAUGUAGUAUCUGUAUCUGUUUCUGAGUUCCUACUGUCUUUCUGGUGCAGCUAGAAAGUGUUUCAGUAUUAGACAGCUGCCCACUAUUUAUUUAAUGGCUUGGAGCAGACUUGCCAGGGUUGUCUGAUCCACUUGCAGAUCCUUAGCUAAAGAAUAAUGGUUAGUCUAAACUAAUUUAGGUCCUAGUUGAUUACAGAACAAGCACUUUAGCCCAGAGAGUGGAGUCAGUAACUAAUGGAUAAUCUUCCAUAACCGUCCUAACAGCGUGAAAGGUGUUUGUAGCCCACCAGUCCAGCAUUCACCAGUUAACGACUGACUUCACUGCCACGCAUACUCCCAUGUAUACAUGCAAAGUUAUAAGCGAAGGGCACUUCUGAUGCUGAAGCAUGUGUGCGCGUGGGAGCGGUGAAUAUUGUACCCAGUCGGCUUCCCCACCAUUCUUUCUUUUUGCUUACUGGAAGUAAUUUGUGUUGGAUCCCUUUUUUCUGGAAUUAACUUUGCAGUGUAUGUGGUCAGCCAUUUUGAUUACUGCAGGUGCACUCAUUUGCAGAGCCAUCGUGCAGGAGGGACCAAAAGUUGUUUACAAGUGAUCUCCUCUAUUCUGGGCUCAGAUUAAUCUCUACAUGCUUAAAAUUCCCAUGAACCUCUUUGGGAGACAUACAUAAAGACAUUGUGCUAAAAUCAAUGCUAUUCAUACUCCAUAUAAACAUUUAUGAAAUCUGCAGUAUGAAUUGUUAAUGUCUGUUUGCUGAUUUUUGUCAUAAGUAGGAGAAAUCUAUAAUCAAUGUGUUAUACAAAAGAAUCGGAGGACCAAGGUUUCCAGCUACUCAUACUGCCUUUUUGAGUAUCUUAACUAUGUCCUGAUUGGAUGGUGUUAAUUUGUUGUCUGAGACUGUUAUAGUGAUUGUAUUGAUUUAUUUUAUUUUAAAAUAUGUGGCAAGAAAGAUUGUAAUAAAAGCAUCUACAUUUAAUAUACUGUGGACACACAAAUUGUUAGAUCCUAUUUUUGAAUAUGUUAAUCAUUUCAGAAUUAAACAGAACAAGAACAGUUGAAUAGUUUUGCUGAAUAAAGUGGAUGUAAUUAAA